AACCUAAGUAAACGUCAACGAUAUGCAAGCUUUUUGGUUGCAAUUUUGACUCUACCACAAAGAAAAACAAUCUUUUUAAAAAAAAAGUUAUUUAUAUAUUUAUAAGACCUUGUGCAGCUGUAGGUCUUGACAUUGAUCAAACUGUCGAGGAAUAGUUUAUUCUAGAUAAUUUCAGCUUUCAUUUUAAUGGGUAUAGUUCAGAUCCCUCUCAAAGGAAUAAGAUGUUUACAGUGUAGAGGUGUAAGCCUUCUCCAAAAAACUACAUGGAAAACAAAUUGUUAUCAUAAUGUAGCGUUAGUGACAGUCAGGCAUUCGCAUUCUAGUCCGACUCUAAAGUCAUCCCAUCUCUCAGAUCCGGAGAAUAAAGGAGAACGACAGAAAGGGGUCAACUUUGAUACCCUUGGAUCAUGGAACAGCAGGAUAGAAAUGAAGGUUGAUAUUGAGAAGAGCAUUAGAAAAGGAAGACUUAUACCUGAAAUUCCUCUGGAUGAUGUUGGCACGGCAAGCUUACUUGGCAGACGUAAAGUAAAUGAGGACAGAUUUAGCAUUGAGCAGAUUUCGGAUGACUUGUUGUAUUUUGCUAUAUUUGAUGGCCACAGUGGUGCGACAGCAGUGGACUUUGUUCAGCCAUACAUGCAACAUCAUAUCAGUUUUUGGCUGCAGAAAACGACAAAGUUAUCUGAAGUACUUCGCAAUAGUUUUAUUGACGUGAACAACCUGCUUACAAGACAUCUUUCAUCAUAUCAUGAGGCUACCAAUGGGAGUACGGGUACAACAGCCACUGUGUGUUUGUUACGUAACAACAUAGAGCUAGUUAUAGGACAUGUUGGAGAUACACGCGCCAUCCUGUGUCGGGAAGGCGUACCUCUACGAUUGUCAUAUGACGACUCACCAGACGACCCGGACGAAUGUGCUAGAAUAAAAGAGGCCGGAGGUACAAUAUCAGACAAUAGUCUUGGUGUAGCACAUGUUAAUGGGAGACUUACUAUGACAAGGAGUAUAGGAGAUAUAGAACUCAAAGCUUUCGGCGUUACAGCAGAACCUCAUAUUAGAUCUAUACGGGUAAGCCAUGGGCGGGACUCAUUUCUUAUACUAACAACAGACGGUCUAAGUUUUGUUUUAAAUGAUCAAGAGCUGAUGGACAUAGUUUCAAGCUGUCGUACCCCGACAGAGGCGGCUAAAUUUGUUACCGAUCAAGCUUUACAGUUUGGAUCGGAAGAUAAUGCGACUGCUGUUGUUAUACCAUUUGGUGCAUGGGGAAAAUAUCAGAACACUACAAGAUCUAUUCCUUAUAGCUUUGGUAGAAAUUUGUCAUCAAAUAGAUACAGAUAAAACCACCUGGAUAAAACUUGGCAUUUGGUUGCGACUUAUAGAAUAUGUGUGGUGAUGUGAUCGUAAUACCUGCGUGUAACAUCAACAUUUAAACAUUGAACCUUUGUCUUAUAGGAACAUUUUGAAGUUGAGGUGUUAAUAUGAAACAACAAUGUCUCAAAUUAUCAUACCGUUUCCUCAUAGUGCCGCUGCGAUUUAAGUGUAACAUAAGUGAAAUCAACGCCACCUCGUUCACUCACAUGGAACAUCGUACUUUUGUCUCAUAGUGCCACAGUGAAGUUAGUGUGAUAUAAGUUAUACAACUAUAAUAUAUAUGUAAAACCUUCGUCUUGUAGUGUCAUAAUGAGUUUUGUGUAAUGUAAGUGUGCUUUAAGUGAAUCAAUGCCACCUGAACAUUAUACCAUUUUCUGCAGUGCCACAUUGAAGUUAGUGUAAAAUAAAUGAAACAACGACACCUAAAAAUUGUACCUUUGUCUCACAUUGCCACAAUGAAGUUAUUGAAAAAUAAAAAGAAACCUUGCCACCGAAGCAACUUAUGACUCAGUGAUGCUAUGAAGUUAAUGUAAUACGGUGUAUAAAAAAUUAUAUUGAUGAAAUAUUUGAAAUUAAGUAGUGAAACAAUGCUAUCUAUACAUUAUACUUUUGUCUCAGGUGCGAAAGAUUAAAAUUGCUUUUAAUUAUGAUAGUGAUUUAAUUGAAUUGUAGCCAUAUGUAUAAAUAUCAUGUUUUUGAAACUUAUUUUUAAGUAGAUUUCAUGAAACAUUAGUAGUAACUACUAGUAUAUUUGAUAUUUUGUGACAUUUUGCUCAUUUUUUCUUUGUCAAGAUAAGAUUGACUUUUAUAAUGGUGACUGGUGACCAAUAAUAAGGAUACAAACUACAUAAACUAGUUUAAAAAGACUGUACACUUUUUUUUAAGUGAACUUUAAUGGUAAAUUACAAAGUAUAGAAAUUGUCAUGGGUCACAUGAGUUGUAGACAAAUUUUUACAAAGAAGAAUAUAAAAUUGAAGACAAUUAUGGCCAAAUGAAUGUUGUUUUUUUUACUUUUACCUGUACACUCUCCAUUUACAGUUUCAUGGGCAUAAUGUCACUUAAAAGAUUGAAUAUAAAAAUGAAUUGCU
Messenger RNA from Ruditapes philippinarum (Manila clam), 2453 nucleotides. Its product is annotated as protein phosphatase 1K, mitochondrial-like. Gene Ontology annotation, molecular function: protein serine/threonine phosphatase activity. The record is from RefSeq and is a predicted model, not a curated record. Gene Ontology annotation, biological process: protein dephosphorylation. NCBI's taxonomy places the organism in Eukaryota, Metazoa, Mollusca, Bivalvia, Venerida, Veneridae. The coding region runs from base 187 to 1332 and encodes 381 amino acids. The transcript is spliced from 5 exons.